Molecule: messenger RNA, 1040 nt
Organism: Sinocyclocheilus rhinocerous
Lineage: Eukaryota; Metazoa; Chordata; Actinopteri; Cypriniformes; Cyprinidae
Product: transmembrane protein 230-like
Exons: 4
Coding region: 202-549 (115 amino acids)
Biological process (GO): synaptic vesicle transport
Cellular component (GO): synaptic vesicle; endomembrane system
Source: RefSeq, a predicted model, not a curated record
CUUUACGUUUAUAAACAUAAUCUCAUGUGCGACUGUCACAAACUGACCUAUAGUGACGUUUUUAAUUAAUACUAGCUUAAAAUGACUUAAAUGCUUUAAAAACGGAAACAAAAAACAUUUUUAUUGUGACUUGUACUUCGGGAAAACAGACUAUUCUGAGGCUGAAAUAUCACGUUCAAGAGUGAAUAAACUCAAGAGAAGAUGCCAGCUCGAAACACUAUAAACAGUGGAGUCAGAUACUCCAAACUAGCCAGUGAUGAUGAUGGAUACAUUGAUCUCCAGUUUAAGAAAAGUCCACCUAAAGUCCCUUAUAAAGCGAUCGCCCUGGCAACCGUUCUCUUCCUCAUCGGCUCCAUUCUGAUCAUCAUCGGGUCCCUCCUGUUAGCAGGAUACUUUGAAGUUAAUGAUCACCGUGAUCGCACCAUCCCAGUCCUGGUUAUUGGAAUCCUGGUCUUUCUUCCUGGGUUUUACCACCUGCGCAUCGCCUAUUACGCCUCCAAGGGUUAUCGCGGUUUCUCCUACGAUGACAUCCCUGACUUUGAUGACUGAGUGGCGGGGACGGGCUGUCAGCCGGCUGAUCUGACAGAGCUUUGAACCUGGUUUUCCUGCACCGCUGCUGAUGUCUGCCAUGUCAAAAUGACUUGACAGCCUCGUUUUUUAACAUUUUCAUAGACUCAGAAGGUGAUUGGAAUUCAUGAACUAGUAUGAUGGUUCGUGUAAUGAAUAUCACUUUAUCAUGGAUUUAAUGCCAUUAUUUGUAAUGCAAACAGGUCUCAGAUCAGUUGUUAUAUUAGUAUGCUGUAUUGAGUUACAGGUUGUUGCAACAAGCAAAGCCUGGGGCAAGAAAAACUACUCAAAACAUGACAUGCUGUUGGAUUGCACUAGGCUUCAAAUCAAAUCUGUCAUUAAUGAUGGGAUUUUUUAUAUUUUUUUGAGGAAACACAUUAACAUUACUGUUUCAAUCCAUUCUUGAAAUAAAAAAAAGUUUAGUUUUUAAAUUUAAAUACAUUUGUGUAUGAUGUGAAUAAAGCACCAUUACA